Notothenia coriiceps (black rockcod) is the source of this 992-nucleotide messenger RNA. RefSeq names its product neurofilament heavy polypeptide-like. The coding region runs from base 351 to 992 and encodes 213 amino acids. The record is from RefSeq and is a predicted model, not a curated record. NCBI's taxonomy places the organism in Eukaryota, Metazoa, Chordata, Actinopteri, Perciformes, Nototheniidae. The transcript is spliced from 3 exons.
UCUGAUGUCAGCAGAAUGUGAGUUUCAGAAACCGGAAUCAGGUUCAAACAAGGCGGCGGGGACUGUCAAUAUUGUACCGUACGGGAAAGAAUAACGACUACACACAGAUGCCCGUUAUUUCUCCACGGCUCCGGUGAUAUUACACGGGUUACUUCACGCUAGCAGAUUUGGGACUCGAUCCCGUGUGACCGGAUUCUAGUUUCCCCGGACUCGGUACGAGGUUUUUCAGCCUUUGCCACCGGACCGGGAAGCCUCUGGUACAUGAAGGGAGCUCAUCCAGAGUGAUACACUUGCUCCAUACAUGAGGAGGCUCCUGACAACACCACCACAGCACAACAAACCCAGGGCCUAUGGAUCCUGUUGACUCUGGACAAGGGCCAGACCAGGGUUGCCACAUAUCACCCAGCUCCAAAGGACGACAACGCAAGAAAAAUCCAAAAUAUUUGGAUUAUGAAACUGAAGAGGUGACCAAUGUGCAACGCUCCCCGCGAAAAAGACAGAGCUCAGGAAGAGGAAAAGGAGCAGCUUCUGAGAAGUCUCCGGUAAAGAAUGGAACUAAUGAGGAUACCACACAACAGACUGAAGACGGGGGUCAAGACGAAACUGACAAAACACUUUCAGAGUCGGAUGAAACUCCUAAAAAGGCCGUGAGAGCGAAGAAGACUCCGGCCAAAAAGACUCCGGCCAAAAAGACUCCGGCCAAAAAGACUCCGGCCAAAAAGACUCCGGCUAAAAAGACUCCAGCUAAGAAAACCCCCGCCAAACAAACUCCCACCACUGAUGAGAGUCUCCCAACUGAUGAGAGUCUCCCAACUGAUGAGGGUGGGAUUGUAGAUGCUGUGCAGGAGGAAAAUGGGACCCCAAAGCCUAAGAGAAAGUAUGUGAAGAAGCAGCAGCCUGUAAAGGAAGUGGUGAUAGAGGAACCGCCGAAUGAAGCCGAGGAGGAGACGACGCCGAGCGGACGCCGCAGGAGAGGAGCGGCUAAAGUGUGA